Molecule: messenger RNA, 873 nt
Organism: Merops nubicus (carmine bee-eater)
Lineage: Eukaryota; Metazoa; Chordata; Aves; Coraciiformes; Meropidae
Gene: GGH
Product: gamma-glutamyl hydrolase (conjugase, folylpolygammaglutamyl hydrolase)
Exons: 8
Biological process (GO): tetrahydrofolylpolyglutamate metabolic process
Cellular component (GO): vacuole
Molecular function (GO): gamma-glutamyl-peptidase activity
Source: RefSeq, a predicted model, not a curated record
GGGUCUUAUCACAGGAAUGUCACUACGAGAAAUUCUGCACGUUUGGAAGUUCUUACAUUGCAGCUUCAUAUGUGAAGUUUUUGGAGUCUGCUGGUGCCCGAGUUGUGCCAAUAAGAUUAAAUCUGUCAGAUGAAGAAUAUGAUAAAAUAUUCCACUCUAUUAACGGGGUACUUUUUCCAGGAGGUGGUGUGGAUCUUAAGACUUCAGAAUAUUCCAGGGUUGCUAAGAUAUUUUACCACAAGGCGUUAGAGGCUAAUGAUAGAGGAGAUUAUUUCCCAGUGUGGGGAACAUGUCUAGGACAUGAAGAGCUUACAUAUCUCACCAGUGGCGAAGUUCUACUUGCUAAUACCAAGACACAGGGUGUUGCACUGCCUCUGAACUUUACCUCAGCUGCAAAAGACAGCAGAUUAUUCAAGAAUUUCCCUGAUGACAUACUGCAUGCAUUUGCCACUGAGCCUCUGACAGCAAACUUUCAUAUGUGGAGCCUCUCCAUGGAGAACUUCACAAAGAAUGAAAAACUUCAUGAUUUCUACAAUGUUCUGACCACUAACAGGGAUGGAGAAAUGGAGUUUAUAUCCACCAUGGAAGCAUACAAAUACCCAAUUUAUGGCGUCCAGUGGCACCCAGAGAAAAGUCCUUUUGAGUGGAAAAUUUCACCAGGGAUUCCCCAUUCUCCAUCAGCUGUAAGAGCAGCUUAUUAUAUAGCUGACUUCUUCGUUAACGAAGCCCGGAAGAGCCAGCACCGCUUCCCCAGCGAAGACGAGGAAACAAGAGAAUUGAUUUAUAAUUACACUCCAAUUUACACAGGAACGUUUUCUUCAUUUCAGCAGACCUAUUUUUUUGACUGAGUUUUGUGUCAGAGGUGCAGUGUUG